Pelmatolapia mariae (spotted tilapia) is the source of this 1116-nucleotide messenger RNA. RefSeq names its product NK2 homeobox 4b (gene nkx2.4b). NCBI's taxonomy places the organism in Eukaryota, Metazoa, Chordata, Actinopteri, Cichliformes, Cichlidae. Gene Ontology annotation, biological process: regulation of transcription by RNA polymerase II; cell differentiation. The record is from RefSeq and is a predicted model, not a curated record. Gene Ontology annotation, cellular component: nucleus. The coding region runs from base 1 to 1116 and encodes 371 amino acids. Gene Ontology annotation, molecular function: RNA polymerase II cis-regulatory region sequence-specific DNA binding; DNA-binding transcription factor activity, RNA polymerase II-specific. The transcript is spliced from 3 exons.
AUGUCCUUGAGCCCAAAGCACUCCACUCCCUUCUCAGUCACAGACAUCUUGAGCCCGAUGGAGGACAGCUACCGCAGGUUCGGAGUGAUGGACCCCGCAGCGGGGAGCCUCGGAUCCCCGCUGGGAGCCUACCGGCAGCCGCAGGUCUCGCAGCCCGGUAUGCAGCAUCAGCAGCAGGCGCACCAUCAGCAGCAGCCGCCUCACCUCCACCACCAUCACCAUCAUCACCACCACCACCACCUGUCCUCGUCCUCUUCUUCAUCAUCCUCCUCCUCUUCAUCAGGCUCGGCCAGCGCAGCAGCAGCAGCCGCUCUGGCCCCCGGCGGGCCCUACCACGUGCCCCACGGGGUACCGCAGUUCUCCGGAGCCGUCGGAGGGUUCUGCAACGGCGGCAUCGGGAACGUCGGAGACCUGCCGUCCUACCAGGAGACGGUGAGAGGCGGAGGGGCGGCAGCGGCGGCGUGGUACAGCAACCCGGAGCCCCGAUACCCGACAAUUUCCAGAUUCAUGGGCCCCUCCGCGGGGAUGAACAUGCCCGGGAUGGUGGGCAGUCUGGCCGGGAUGGACUCCACCGCCAAGUCUAUGGUGACGCUGCACGCGGCACCGCGCAGGAAGCGACGCGUGCUCUUCUCGCAGGCGCAGGUGUACGAGCUGGAGCGGCGCUUUAAGCAGCAGAAGUACCUGUCCGCCCCGGAGAGAGAGCACCUGGCUGGACUCAUCCACCUCACCCCGAACCAGGUGAAGAUCUGGUUCCAGAACCACCGCUAUAAGCUGAAGCGGCAGGCCAAGGACAAGGCCGCGCAACAGCUCCAGCAGGAAGGCGGCGGUGGCGGCGGCUUGUGCGGAGCAACACGCAGGGCUUCGUCUGUGUCCCCGGUCCUCUCCAAGAACUCUAAGGGCUGCCGGACCGACUCGAGUGGGUCGAACCACAGCGGGAACAGGCAGAGCAGCCCGCAGGUGAAUCAGCUGUCCUCCACCGAGGAGCUGGAGGAUUUGUCCCCCAGCCCGCCGCUGGGACUGCACGGGCAGAUCAACAUGACGCAGACGGACGCGGCGCUUAUUGAGUACACCAACAGCAUGAUCGGCUCCAACUUACUGUACGGCAGAACUUGGUAG